Messenger RNA from Penicillium coprophilum, 382 nucleotides. RefSeq names its product putative small nuclear ribonucleoprotein SmD3. Gene Ontology annotation, molecular function: RNA binding. NCBI's taxonomy places the organism in Eukaryota, Fungi, Ascomycota, Eurotiomycetes, Eurotiales, Aspergillaceae. Gene Ontology annotation, biological process: spliceosomal snRNP assembly; RNA processing. The coding region runs from base 26 to 382 and encodes 118 amino acids. The transcript is spliced from 4 exons. Gene Ontology annotation, cellular component: commitment complex; pICln-Sm protein complex; U5 snRNP. The record is from RefSeq and is a predicted model, not a curated record.
CCCCGCUCGCCGUCACACAGUCAAAAUGGGCAAGCUCACGUCCACGAUCGGCAUCCCGAUCAAGCUCCUCAACGAAGCGCAGGGCCAUGUCGUGACGAUUGAGAUCACAUCUGGAGUCGUCUACCGGGGGAAGCUUUUGGAAGCCGAGGACAACAUGAACGUUCAGCUCAAGGACAUCACCGUCACCGCUCGCGAUGGGCGUGUUUCCCAUCUCGACCAGGUCUACAUUCGCGGCAGCCACGUGCGAUUCUUCAUUGUGCCUGACAUGCUCCGUAAUGCUCCCAUGUUCCGUACACGAGGCCAGCGCGGGCGCGGUGUCGGUUUGGCGCGUGGUAAGGCUACGGUGCAGCGUGCGCGUGGCCAGCAACGCGGCCGGGGUUAA